AUGUCGGAAACUUUAGCUUUGAACGGUUUAUCUGGAUGGCUUGUGCACCCGGAAACGCGAUCAGAUCCUAAAUCGGACAGUCAUACUUAUAAAAACGGAUACAACUGGAAUAACGCGAUGCAGGAUUCGAGUCCGUAUUGUGGAUAUCCACCAAACUACUGGUACCCUCCUCCUCCAGCCGGGCCGUACAGCAACGCCUACCCGUCUGGAGCCGAGCUCAACGGACAAGCGCCGUACAAUCCACAGGCAAUGCCAGCCUACCCGAACGGGGUGUAUAACCCGGGUCAGUACCCACCGAACGUGCUUCACCCUUCCAAUCCGUUCUACUGCAGCGAUCAGAUCCCUCCCAGACAGCCGCAGUACCACAGUCAGGACCGGACCCCGGCCAGCUCUCCUCAGCCCCCGUACCCUGUUCCACACUGCCAAGGGGCUCCUGGAUUCCCGCCCAGCUCGUACACGCCCUACGGAGACGGCUGCCCCCCUAACGCCCCCUACCCCGCCCAACAGCCUGUACCCUCUCGUCCUCAGCCUGAACCCUGGCCUCAUUCAGCAGGAUACGGGUCCCAAGCACACUACCCCAACCACACACGCCCUCCACACCCUCCACCCUGGCACGGGCCCGCCCCACCUCCGUACGAUCACAUUAAACACAAGGAACCACCGUAUCCAGGUCAUCUGAACAACCGAACUCGACCCAGUACGCCAAACUCCAACCCCGCCCCCAACCCGGCUCCAAACAAACCUGUGGAGUUCAGCGCCCCGCCUCAGAUCUACACCAAAACGUCCUCCGGAGGUGGAACCCAGCCCAAACCGGCACCGCAGCAGAGAGAACCCGCUCCGCCCGCGCCACAGCCUCUGAGCAGCGAAAACCCAGGGCUGGCUCGGGUGCAGGAGGUCCUGGUUAGGGUCCAUCUGCUGCAGGAAGACGUGGACGAGUUCGUGGGCAAAAAGACGGACAAGAGCUACCGCUGUCUGGAAGAGCUGCUCACCAAAGAGCUGCUGGUCCUGGACUCGGUGGAGACCAACGGCCAGGACGCCGUGCGCUCGGCCCGCAAAGAGGCCGUGCAGAAGAUCCAGGCCAUUCUGGACCGUCUGGAGAACAAGGCCUUCUAGAGAGCAGCACUGAUUUCACUCACGUGUGUGUGUGUGUGUGUGUGUGUGUUUUGACAAUGAAGCGCACAUGAAAUGGAAACGCUGCUUCCCUGCAGAUUUUCACUGGCGUUAAUAAUCCUGUUUAUUAGCCGUCGAUGUGACGCUCACGUACCAACCGUUGAGAAGAUCCACACCACCUCCAGAACAUCAUGAUUCUAUUUUCUCACGCCUCCUUGUCCUUUAGCAGACACUGAGACAUUCUUCCAUCAGCGCACGCACUGCCAUCCAAUCACGGACUUCUGAUUCUGUCUCACUGACUUCCUGUUCCUGAAUAACGCCGCCCUCGCAACGUCUCAUCAUCUUCUCGUCUUUAACUCGCCUCGUCCACGAUAACUGAACUACGUUUGAGCUCAGAAGCUGUGCGGUUUGCUCGUUGUAUGCUGUACGUUUUGCUUAUCAGCCUUUCGACCCGUUCCGUUACCGUUUUAACGCAUCUUUGUCGACUUCCUGUCACCGCUUGCCCUCAGAUGAACGUCUGCCGCCAUCUUGAGUGAGUUUGGUUGGCGAUAACAAUCAUCACUGAGUUCGGAAACGGAUGAAGCUGUUUAUCUGAAAAGCAAUAAAUAAUUUAGUGGUUUUUUUUUUUUUUUUUUUAAAUCAACACUACCUGACGUUAUUGUUCAGCUUGGGUUCUUUUCAGUGAAACUCUGUUUGUUUCUAACUACUGAUGACUUUUUUUGUAAUUAAGCUAAAAUAACUCCGUCUCCAUCAGCUGCAUUCCUUCUGUAAACACUGUGCAUUUGAAUUGAACGCUCAGAAAGAAACCUGCGCUAAACUUGUGGUCUAGUGGAGUUCUCGCGCAGCAUUUCGGCCAUUUUGAACCUUUCGGAUCAUUUCGUAGCCCCGCCCCUUUCUGCACAGAGUAUCGUUGAGUUUCCCCCGAUGUUAAUGGGAGUAAUGGAGUAACGAAACGUUUCCCAGUAUUAAUGCUCAGCCACAACAAUAAAAACACAAGACUGACCGAGUGGUAGAUUUUUAACAUUGGCUCAUUUCUUAGCGAGUGAGAUCGACGAAUCGUGCCCAUGAGGAUUUAAGGGAAGGGAAGUCGGCGAGGCCGCGUUAAACACCGUAUCGAAAUGUAGGAUCAGCGUAUAAGCAAUACUCACUGAACUUUUCACAAAAGGUUUACACAACUUCAACUUUCCUUUUCACUCGAUGUGUGAAUCUGAAGUCUAAUCUAAAGCCAGUAUCCUGUCUAAUCGAAAGGUCUCGCAUGUUUACGAUUGAGGCCUUAAAAAAAAAAAAAAGCAAAUUUGUAUUUAAAUUGCCUAAAAAAAAGGGGGGGGCACAGACGAGGAAGACGAGUCAUCCUUCCUGAAAAAGAAAACUGAAUGCCGCUGCGUUUAAUACUUUGCACCAAAGUCACUUUCGGGCGUGUGCCGAGGCCGUGUUGUCACAUCACGAUACUUUGCCUAAAGGUUUAUUGCGGUUUACAAUGUUGUCAUCAUGUUUAAAAUGUAUUGGAAAAUAUUAUGUCUUUGUGUGUGUGUGUGUGUGUCCUUUCAAUAAAUAAUGAACCUUGACCGGCAGCGAGCACCAGCAGGUCCGCGGACGUUCGUAUCGGGCAGCGAUCAUAAAGAGACAUCGUCGUCGUGGUUCUUGGUCUGGUUUUGGAUCAGUCAUCCUUCUUUACGUCCUGUUUUUGGUCUUCAUCUAUCUUAUGAUACGACCACAGCGGUAGAAAUCUGACCAGGACGCCUUUUCCACGUGCUCACUGGAUAUCUUUGUAAACGUAUCGACCCGUCCUCGGUCAGACUCACACUCGCGUCCGGUGUGUUUUUAUUCUUCCAGUUUUCACGUUCCUCUCGUCUGGUGAACAGAAUUACAGGAUCGCCUUCGCAGAGAAGGACACAUGCCAAGCUUCUUUAAAAAAAAAAAAAGUAAAAUAAUCAUAAACUCGGAAGACUGCCGUCCUCUCGCCGCCUUCUGACUGGGACGGACUUCGUCAAGGGCACGUUAACGCUGUCUGGAGCACAGGAACAUCAUGUGUGCGUUGAAUAACUCAGUAUUUUGUACCAACUAUCGGGCAUGUACUGUACUGUACUUCCCCCAUGGACCCUUCAGCAGGUCUUCCUCCAGUCGUCCGGACGCUUUACACAGGACAAACUGUGCCAUAUCAUCGAUCGGCAGGUGCUUUUCAUAUCCGAUUAAGAAAAAUAAGUUAAAGGUGUUGAAAGUAUCGAGCUCUGCAUGUCACCGAGUCUGAUUUUUGUUGUACGAGUUCUUUCCCUCUGUAACUCUGUAAAAUCUCGUUCUAUAAACCUGAAACUGUACACAAACUUUACAUUAAAAGAGUAUAUUUGUACGUAACUUGUACAUAAAGAAGACGCACUGAAAACAGGACCAAAACCUGCUUGCUGAGGUCUCGACUGUAGUGCAUGGAUUUGAACACAAGACGAGGCCCCUGGCCCUAACGAGAACACACAGCGUACAAUAAACAAUAAGAGUCCGAAAUAAA
Messenger RNA from Neoarius graeffei (lesser salmon catfish), 3610 nucleotides. It is a transcript of the gene bag4, whose product is annotated as BCL2 associated athanogene 4. Gene Ontology annotation, molecular function: protein-folding chaperone binding; adenyl-nucleotide exchange factor activity. Lineage: Eukaryota; Metazoa; Chordata; Actinopteri; Siluriformes; Ariidae. Gene Ontology annotation, cellular component: cytosol; cytoplasm; nucleus. The record is from RefSeq and is a predicted model, not a curated record. Gene Ontology annotation, biological process: protein stabilization.